AUGGGCGAGGGCAGCUACGGCAGGAAGUUCCUCAACGGGAAACGGGAGCUGGUCUUCAAGCAUGCCAAGAACCUGGAAAAGUUCCGCAUCAUGCUGCUGGAGGCCGUGAUCAUGAAUCUGUUCGUGGAGCACCACAGCUUCCAGCGCCUGGUGGGCGUGUGUCCGUACGAGAUGUGCCUCGUCACGCGCUACGCCGGCCACACCCUCGGCCACUACAUACCCUCCAGCCGCUUCAAGCCGGAACACAGGUACUCCGUCAUGACGCAGGUGUGCAAUACCCUGCAGGAGUUCCACAACGACGGCUUUGCGCACAACAACCUCAGUCUGCAGAGCGUGUGCGUCAAGCUCACGGUGUCGGGGCCAAAGGUGACUCUCUCCGACUUCGGCCUCGCCAUGGUGGCCGGCCGGCGGCCGAGGCUGGGCGUCGCGUGGACCGAGCGCUCGCACUUCGCGCCCGAGAUCUGCGGCGCCGAGAACCCAGGCUGCUGCGGCUGGCAGUCCGACGCCUACAGCGUCGGCAAGCUCAUGCACCAGCUGUUCGGCAGCAAGAAGCUGCCGCUACUGCUCAACUCCUGGUACGUCAGGAGCCAGGACGUGAGCCCAAGCGAGCGCAGAAACCUGGCCUCGCUCAUCCAGUCCUUGAAGCACCACAAGAUGGCGCAGCUCCGCCUUGGCUACUGACGACGGAGGUCUUCGCUUCGCGAACCUUGGCGCACCAGAGGAAGCAACCUCACAAUCUGAUGAUAGAUUAUAUUUCUGCUGUGUAGUUUGUGAAUA
Molecule: messenger RNA, 777 nt
Organism: Penaeus chinensis
Lineage: Eukaryota; Metazoa; Arthropoda; Malacostraca; Decapoda; Penaeidae
Exons: 1
Coding region: 1-681 (226 amino acids)
Biological process (GO): protein phosphorylation
Molecular function (GO): protein kinase activity; ATP binding
Source: RefSeq, a predicted model, not a curated record